Molecule: messenger RNA, 1521 nt
Organism: Peromyscus eremicus (cactus mouse)
Lineage: Eukaryota; Metazoa; Chordata; Mammalia; Rodentia; Cricetidae
Gene: Psmd12
Product: proteasome 26S subunit, non-ATPase 12
Exons: 11
Coding region: 92-1462 (456 amino acids)
Cellular component (GO): cytoplasm; nuclear proteasome complex; proteasome regulatory particle, lid subcomplex
Source: RefSeq, a predicted model, not a curated record
AUUGCCUGAGUGGAAGUGCGGGCGGCUUCCGGUGUGAGUGACGAGUGGUGGCCGAAGCUGGGGGACAGCAGGGGACGCUUAGGCAGGGACCAUGGCGGACGGCGGCUCGGAGCGGGCCGAUGGGCGCAUUGUGAAGAUGGAGGUGGACUACAGCGCCACGGUGGACCAGCGCCUGCCUGAGUGCGAGAAGCUGGCCAAGGAAGGACGGCUUCAAGAAGUCAUUGAAACCCUUCUCUCUCUAGAAAAGCAGACCCGAACUGCCUCUGAUAUGGUGUCCACGUCCCGCAUCUUGGUUGCAGUAGUAAAAAUGUGUUAUGAGGCUAAAGAAUGGGACUUACUUAAUGAAAACAUUAUGCUUUUGUCAAAACGGCGGAGUCAGUUAAAACAAGCUGUUGCAAAAAUGGUUCAACAGUGCUGUACUUAUGUAGAGGAGAUCACAGACCUCCCAGUCAAGCUGAGAUUGAUUGAUACUCUACGGAUGGUUACGGAAGGGAAGAUUUAUGUUGAAAUUGAGCGUGCUCGACUGACUAAAACCUUAGCAACUAUAAAAGAACAAAAUGGUGAUGUGAAAGAAGCUGCCUCCAUCCUUCAAGAGUUACAGGUGGAAACCUAUGGGUCCAUGGAGAAGAAGGAGCGAGUGGAGUUUAUUCUGGAGCAGAUGAGACUCUGCUUAGCCGUGAAGGAUUACAUUCGCACACAGAUCAUUAGCAAAAAAAUUAACACCAAAUUUUUCCAGGAAGAAAAUACAGAGAAACUGAAGUUGAAGUACUAUAACUUAAUGAUUCAGCUGGAUCAGCACGAGGGGUCCUACCUGUCCAUUUGUAAGCACUACAGAGCCAUCUACGACACUCCCUGCAUUCAGGCAGAGAGUGAGAAGUGGCAGCAGGCUCUGAAAAGUGUUGUUCUCUAUGUUAUCCUGGCUCCUUUUGACAAUGAGCAGUCAGAUUUGGUUCACCGGAUAAGUAGUGACAAGAAGCUGGAAGAAAUUCCCAAAUACAAGGAUCUGCUGAAGCUUUUUACCACAAUGGAACUGAUGCGCUGGUCCACACUUGUUGAGGACUAUGGGGUGGAGCUACGGAAGGGUUCCCCUGAGAUCCCCGCAACUGACGUUUUCAGCUCUACAGAAGAAGGUGAAAAAAGGUGGAAAGACUUGAAGAACAGAGUCGUGGAACAUAACAUCAGAAUUAUGGCCAAGUACUACACCCGGAUAACAAUGAAAAGGAUGGCACAGCUUCUGGACCUCUCUGUGGAUGAGUCAGAGGCCUUCCUCUCGAAUCUAGUCGUCAAUAAGACCAUCUUUGCUAAAGUAGACAGAUUGGCUGGAGUCAUCAACUUCCAGAGACCCAAGGAUCCAAAUAAUUUAUUAAAUGACUGGUCGCAGAAACUGAACUCGCUGAUGUCUCUGGUUAACAAAACAACACACCUCAUAGCCAAAGAGGAGAUGAUACAUAAUCUCCAGUGAGGCCUGGAUGCUUUUAGAAAAGACACAGAAUUGGAGGUCAUUAAAAAAGAAAGACUGAU